UAGUCUUCUUCUUCUUCUCUUUCUCUUUCAAUUGCUCAUAAUAUUAUCUUCUAGUUCAAAUUUUUGAGAUCAUGGAGAAGAAAGCCCUCCUCGGACUUGUGGUUAUCCUUCUAGCUCUGUCCCAUGUUGCUUCUGUUCCUGCAUCCAGAAGCCUUGUGGCCAAACAAGCGGAUCCAUCACCAGUGCUGCAAGAUCAUCAUGUUAAGGAGGCCACGGACUUAAAAACCAGUACUGAGGAGGCUUUUGAGAUGGAGAAAGAUGCAGGAGAGGGCAGAAUGAUGAUGGAUGUUGUAGACUAUUCCGGACCAAAACCAAAUCCAGCACAUAAUCCAAGAUCCCCAGGAAAACCUGGGUUUUAAUAAUUGGGAUAUAUAGAUUAAGACAUAUAUGUGUGUGUCUGAUGUGGUUUAAGAGUGAAGAAGAAUCUUAAAUAAUAGUUUGGAUUUCUCCGGUGUGCUUACGUAUAUGUAUGUGUGUAAUGGGCGCGUGUCGGUUAGCGCCUCUGUCGAAGGAUUCAGCUCAGUUAAUACGGGCUGAUUGGUAUAUCUGGAAGCUGUAUUGUUCUAUUCAGAAAAGUCUAAUGCAGUUUGUUUGGUAGAUCAAUAUAUGUAUAAAAUUAU
Molecule: messenger RNA, 620 nt
Organism: Neltuma alba
Lineage: Eukaryota; Viridiplantae; Streptophyta; Magnoliopsida; Fabales; Fabaceae
Exons: 3
Coding region: 72-359 (95 amino acids)
Source: RefSeq, a predicted model, not a curated record